Neurospora tetraspora is the source of this 1569-nucleotide messenger RNA. RefSeq names its product MFS general substrate transporter. Gene Ontology annotation, molecular function: transmembrane transporter activity. The transcript has 10 exons. The coding region runs from base 1 to 1569 and encodes 522 amino acids. Gene Ontology annotation, cellular component: membrane. The record is from RefSeq and is a predicted model, not a curated record. Lineage: Eukaryota; Fungi; Ascomycota; Sordariomycetes; Sordariales; Sordariaceae.
AUGUCGUCAUUGCCGCAAAACGGUGGACACCACCACUCGGCCUCGCUCCGGGAUGGGAAGGAUGCCCCCGCCGCUACUAACACCGCCUUUGAAAGCACCCCGUUGCUAGACCCUCGUCAGGAACGAAGGGUGUCUGCCACACCAACAUCAUCACCACAAGCAUUAUCAGCAAGGCAGCGGCUUUGGAACACCAUCUCCAAACGACUCGUUUUCUUGCAACGGGAUGAUGAGAAUGAGAGGUCGCCGUUGGAGAAGGAUCUGGUGCGGAGGUUGGAUGUCUUUCUGUUGACUUUUGGGUGCAUCUCGCAAGUGAUCAAAUACCUCGACCAAACCAACAUCAGUUCUGCCUACGUCUCUGGCAUGAAAGAAGACUUACAACUCAACGGCAAUGAGUUAAACUACUUCCUCACCUUCUUCAGCAUCUCCUACUGCCUCAUGCUCAUCCCCUCCCAAGUCAUCAUCACCUACGUCCGUCCCAGCUACUGGCUUCCCGGUCUCGAGAUCGGAUGGGGUUUCGUGACCGCUCUCAUUGCCUUCGCCCAGAAUGCCCACCAAGUCUACGCCUUGCGAGUCUUGCUCGGUUUAUGGCUCUUCAUAAUAAACGGCCUCCUAACCCUCCUAAUCGGAUUCACCGGCUUCUUCCUAAUCCCGGACUAUCCUAACUCCCCCAACCCGCGCUCCCUUUAUCAAACACCCGCCUAUUCCUCCCCUUCCUCCUCCUCUUCCUCCUCCACUUCCUCCACUUCCUCCUCCACUUCCUUCAUUUCCUCCCCUUCCUCCCUCUUGCCCAGAUUUGGCUGGCUCUCCCCAGCACACAUCCACCUCGCCAAACAACGCCUCACGCGGCACAACCGAACAGACUCCAAAAAGAUAACCUGGCGCGCCGCCAAGCGUACCUUCAGGUUAUGGAUCUCCUACUUCAUUCCGGCGCUGUAUAUUGCUUCGGUGCUGGCGCCGUAUGGGUACAAUUACUUUAAUCUUUUCUUGAAAGAACUGAAGAGAGAAGAUGGGACGACGCCGAGGUGGAGUGUUGAGGGGGUUAAUGCGAUUCCGAUUUUGGGAAAUGGGGUGAAUGUUGUUUUUGUUUGGAUUUGGGCGAUUUUAUCGGAUUUGUUGCAGACUCGGUGGACGUUGUUGGUUGCUCAAGGCGUGAUCGGACUGAUCCCAUGCAUCAUCAUGAGCGUCUGGACAUCUCAUCCGGACACCACACCGGUUUCUGCUGCUUACGCCAGCUAUUUCAUGACUUAUAUGAGUCUAGGAACUGCACCGUUGAUUAUGUCGUGGCUGUCUGAUAUACUGCCGCAGGACUCAGAGGCUCGCACUUUGAUAGUCGGCUACUCGAUAGCCGGAGUCUACGCCAUCCUGACUUGGUCUCAGGUUCUCAUAUGGCCGGCUUCGCAGGCUCCUUAUUACCACUAUGCCUGGCAGAUAUCCAUCGUGCUUUGGAUACUCGUCAUCAUCAUGUGUUGGAUGCUGAAUAUUAUCGAUACCGGAACGUCUCGCAGCAAAAAGCCGAGCCUCCCGCCAGGGUCUACUCUCUUCAACCGAGACCCCAAACGACGACAAUGA